Messenger RNA from Symbiodinium pilosum, 847 nucleotides. NCBI's taxonomy places the organism in Eukaryota, Dinophyceae, Suessiales, Symbiodiniaceae. The record is from the annotation of a GenBank genome assembly.
GUCUGAUGUUACCCCUGUCCAGAAGGUCGUGCAGUUGCUCGAGAACAUGAAAGACAAGGGCGUCAAAGAGAUGGAGGCUGAGCAGGUCCAGUUCACGGAGUUCAAGCAAUUCUGUGACAUGACCCUGGCCGAGAAGAAGAAGUCUAUCAGCGAUGCCAGCGACAAGUUGGAGUCUCUGCAGGCCGACAUUGAAUCCUCGGCGGCUGAGGCCGAGCGCCUCACUGGCGAGAUCGCUGGCCAUGCGACAGACAUUGAGACCGCCAGCGCAGAGAAGGCCAACGCCACCAGCAUCCGGGAGAAGGAGCGCACGGAUUUCCUGGCGGCCCUCAAGGACUACACUGAGUCCAUUGAUGCCAUCCGCAGAGCCGUCAAAGGCCUGAAGGAGGAGGACAAGAAGACAGCCCUUGUGCAGCUCACACGCGCUCGCGGCAGCAAGCUGCUUCCCAGCUCUGCAGCAGACAGCAUCGACGCGUACCUUAACAGGAACGCUCCCACUGCCACCAAGUCCAGCCUUGUCAUGCAGCAGGUCAAGUCCGACAAUUCAGGAGCCCAGGAACCUAAGACCUACGAGUUUCAGUCGGGAGGUGUGAUCAGCAUGCUUGAGAGCCUAGAGGAGAAGUUUGUCGACGAGAGGGUGAGCCUUGAGAAAGAGGAGCAGGCGAAGCGCCAUGCUUUCGAAAAGCUCUCCCAGAGCCUGGAGACGAAGCUGACCCAGUCCAAGAAGGAGCAGCAGGACAAGAGCCAGUUCAAGGCGAAGAAGCUGCAGAGCAAGGCUACCGCAGAGGGAGACCUCGAGGAGACCAAGACCGAGAAGGCUUCAGAUGUGAAGUACUCCACAGACCUGGAG